GCUUGUGCUGGAGCAUUCAUCGGUCAUGGCCCGAUUCUUGGAGACUGGUACCGUGCAGAAGAAUAUGCCGUUAGCAUUAUAGAGGAUUUGAACAAUUUCGUCACUGGCUGGACUGACUGGAACAUGUGCCUCAACGAGCGAGGCGGUCCAAACUUUGUUGACAAUUUUGUCGAUUCACCUAUCAUUGUGAACGCGACAUCGGAUGAGUUUUACAAGCAACCAAUGUUUUACGCAAUGGGACAUUUC
This is a messenger RNA of Ostertagia ostertagi, 246 nucleotides long. NCBI's taxonomy places the organism in Eukaryota, Metazoa, Nematoda, Chromadorea, Rhabditida, Trichostrongylidae. The record is from the annotation of a GenBank genome assembly.